Messenger RNA from Perca flavescens (yellow perch), 8050 nucleotides. Its product is annotated as tyrosine-protein phosphatase non-receptor type 13-like. Gene Ontology annotation, molecular function: protein tyrosine phosphatase activity; protein binding. Gene Ontology annotation, biological process: protein dephosphorylation. Lineage: Eukaryota; Metazoa; Chordata; Actinopteri; Perciformes; Percidae. The record is from RefSeq and is a predicted model, not a curated record. Gene Ontology annotation, cellular component: cytoskeleton.
UCAGAAUGCAAGACGAACAACACAUUGUUCUCGAGCUUCCAGGAUCUAUUGUGUCCAGAAAGGGCCGUUCGUGUUCGUCUCAGAGAGAAGUGACAGUAGUGCUGCCUAACGGACAGUACGUGGUGGUUCGCUGUGACACUAAGUCCAAAGCAAGAGAUGUGUUUGACAUGGUGGUGGCUCACGCAAACUUGGUGGAACACUUCUACUUUGGUCUUGCCUGUAUAGAUGAUGAUGAAUAUUUCUUCUUGGACCAUGAAACAAAAAUCUCCAAAAUUGCACCUGACAGUUGGAAAAAAGGGCAGAUUUUCUCCUUUUUGGUGUUUCUUCGAAUCAAAUUUUUUGUUGAUGAUAUGUCCUUCAUUUUGCACAGACUGACUCGUCACCAGUACUACUUACAGCUGCGUAAGGAUCUCUUGGAGGACAGGCUUUACUGUAAUGAGGAGACAGGCUUGUUUCUGGCUGCUCUUGCUCUGCAGGCUGAGUUUGGGGAUUACAUGCCAGAGCUGUAUGGUAAGAAUUACUAUCAGCCAGAGCAUUAUGUGUCCAAGAGGAUGCUCGAGAAGCUGGCCCUGCCCAAUGUCAAAGAAGAGUUGCCAAGACUACAUGCUAGUCAUGCCCAACUUCUGCCUGAAGAGGCAGAAACAGAGUACUUAAAGAUUGCCCAGCAGUUGCCGGAGUAUGGGGUUAUGUUCCACCGUGUGGGGAGAGAGAAAAGAACAGCGGUGGGAGAGUUGGUUUUGGGAGUCUGUGCCAAAGGAAUCAUUGUGUACGAGAUAAAGAACCACCUCCGGACUGUCAUCAGACGCUUCCUUUGGAGGGAAACCGACACCAUAUCCACUGGGCGUCGUAAACUCAUUAUAGAGUGUGGCGGGCCCAGCGGGAAAAAGCACAGUUUUAUAACAGAAAGCUCAAAAAUAGCACAGUACCUUCUGAACCUCUGCUCAGCACAGCACAAGUUCCAUAGCGAGAUGACGUCCCGUCAACUUAACCACCAUGAUACCAGAAUAAAUAACACCUCUGUUUCUCUAGAUGAAAACAUGGAUAAGUACAUGUCUGUCUACCGGUGUCGUAACUUGGACCUAAAGCGGAUGUCCUGCUCAGAGGGCAUGUUGCACCAUAUAGGUUUGACAUCUGGUCAACCAGACUCCCUCUCCAAGUCCUGUGACAACCUGACUGCCAAGCUGGAGGCGAGGCUGCGCCAGCAGAGGGAGAUGAGGAGGGAGAUGAGCAGAGAGCUGAACAAGGAGCUCACUGAAACAGUAGACCUCAGAGACAUGAAAGAGCGACAGUGUUGGAGCACUCCUGAGUCGCUUCCCAGAAUGAUGUCCAGUGUCUCGCUACAGAAGCAGGACUCUGAAGCCUCUUCCUCUAUACGAGUUGAUACACCAACCAGGACCCCACCAGAGAGAGAGAUAGUCUGUGUGUCCCUGAAGAAAGAUCCCAAACUGGGCUUUGGCUUUGUGAUAGUGGGCGAGGACAAUACAGGUAAACUUGACCUUGGGAUCUUCAUUGCUUCCAUUGUGCCUGACGGGCCCGCGGACAAAGAUGGACGAAUCAAACCCGGUGGACGUCUUAUCUCCCUAAACAAGACUAGUUUGGAAGGAGUGACAUUUACUGACGCUGCUGCCAUCUUACAGAGCAGCCCUGAAGAGGUGGAGCUUAUUGUGUCCCAACCUAAAUACUAUCUGAAGGACAGAAGAUGUUCCUUAAGUCAAAGUACUCUCGGUUUGGCAUUGGAGAGAAGCUUCGGGUCACAGACCACACUGAGUGGCACAGAGUACCGUCCUGUCGUGGAGGAACUGGAGGAGGCCAUCACUCUGUCCAACAUGGCAACCCCAAAACAUAGCAGGAGGCUUCACAUUCCUGUUGUGCGAAUCCAUGAUGCCCAGGAUGUGUCUUCUAGGUCCCCGUCUCUCUUAAGUUUGAAAACUGGGGAGCAGUUUAUGGUGGAGCUGAAGAAAAACAGUGGUAGUCUUGGCAUCAGUGUCGCUGGAGGACAAAACACCAAUGUGCGUUAUGGAGGUAUUUACAUCAAAAGUCUGGUGCUUGGAGGUGCUGCAGAGCAGGACGGGCGCAUUCAGAUCGGUGACAGACUGCUGGAGGUUGAUGGGUCCAACAUGAGGGGUGUGACUCACCACCAAGCUGUCGAGUGCCUGAAGAGGACUGGGGAGGUGGUGAACCUGCUGUUGGAAAGGGAACCCACAGUGAUCUUGGAGCCCAGACUUGACUCACCCUGCCCCCCCUUGGCCCACAGUUCAUCACAUAUACAGCACCUAAGGACUGAAGUCUCCAUGGAAACGACCUUGAGUGGUCGAGCCAAGGACUACAGCUUUGUGACUGAUGAAAACACGCAUGAAGUGGUGCUGAAGAAGAGUUUGUCUGGCCUCGGCUUCAGUUUUAACAUUUCGCAGCUGCAUUCGGGUCCAGACAGUGGCAGCGUGGUUCGUAUCAAACGUCUGUUCCCGGGUCAACCAGCGCUAGAGAGUGGCCUGCUGCGAGAGGGAGACAUCAUUCUGUCUGUCAACAAAGAGCCUGUCAAGGACCUCUCUUACCAGAGGGUUUUGUUCCUGCUACGUGGAGCUCCAUCUGAAGUUCAUCUGCUGGUCUGCCGACCAGGUCCUACAGUACUGUAUGAUGCAGAUGACAACACACUGCAGUCACCCACCCAUGAGGAAGAUCUGACAAACACAGCAGAGAAAAGCUUGGAUCCUCAUGCAGCUCCAGCAUUCCUGGAGACCCAGGAGAGUCUGGAUGGUGAAGUGCAAUCCAACGAAAAUCUCCCAUCUCCUCCUCGCUCACCCCCGUCGCCCACCUCACCUAUAUCACCUCCGUCACCAGUCUCCCCACCCUCACCUGCCUCCCCAGCAUCACCUACCUCACCUGCCUGUGGCUCUCCCCUGGCUCUACCAGAGUCACAACCAACCACUGGUAAACUAGAGGAACAACAGGAAGUAGAUAGGAAGAAGAACAAGGACGGGAAAGAGAAAGACGAAGAGAAAGAAGAUGUUGCAACGACUACAAGCUCAACUGUGAUGCUUAUGGAUGACUGUCCUAAGAGUGCUUCGAACUACGUAUAUGCCAGUGGAGUCAGAGAGGAGGCAGAUGGAAGUGUGACCUACUGCCUGAUGGGAAAUGGACUGACUAUCAUGGCAGAUGAAGAGUACCUGACCAUCAGCUCCACACUGGAGCCUCUUCUCAGCCUUCCCUCCAGUCUGGCCACUCACACUCCAACAACCAACCUCACAGGCCUCCACUCUCAAAUCUCCAACAACUCCACUAGUUUUAGCUCUCAGAAUCCAAGCCUCAGCCCUCACAUCCCCACUGCUACCACCAGCUUGCCCCUCAGCCACUCGUCUGACACCACAACCACUUGCUCCCUGGCCCACCCAUCCCAGCCGCUCACAACCCAGCCACCAAAAUCCAAGCACCAUCCAAUCCAGCAGGGGCUUCUUCCAAGUCACUACAAAGCCAUCUCCAAGAACAGUAAGCCUAUCGUGCCCCUACCGCAGCCUCCUGAUUCCCCAUUGACCCCCAUUACAGCUCAGGUUGUCCCUUCUGUGCCUCCCUGUGCCAGUCCACCUGCCCUGACGCUGCCCCCCACAAUGCUGCCCCCUCCUGCCCAGAGCCAUACACAGUUGAGAGAAGAAGCAGAGAAGAAAGAAAGGGAAUACAAGUAUGAUGAUUAUGAAGAGAAUGAGGAGGAGGAGGAAGAGAGUCGGAGGAAGGGAUUGGUUAAAGAGUUUGAGCUGACAGUGGUUCUGACCAAGUCCAGGAGUGGAAGCUUUGGGUUCACCAUCACUCGAAGCAAACUGGACAACUGCUACUACAUACAGGAAAUACUGGACAACCCAGCCAAGUCAGAUGGACGACUCAGGGCAGGAGACAGGCUUGUGACAGUAAAUGGACAUGAUGUUACCAAUGUGGGAGAUGAUUUUGCCAUGACGAUUCUCAGGUCAUCUCCAAGAAGACUGAGUAUGACCUUGGGGAGGGCUGUUUCCAACCUGGUGGCCCCGCCGUCCUGUGACAGCCUGCCUGAUAUAGUUCUCUACAAGACACCUUCAGGACAGCUAGGUAUAAAGCUGACAGGAGGCAUUGGCAGCAAAUGGCAGGGCAUCUACUGUCUGCAGGUGGUGCCAGGCUCCCCAGCCAGCGAGGAGGGCACCGUCCAACCCAGUGACAAGAUCCUCUACAUCUGUGGCAGGUGUACCCUGGGAAUGACCCUGGAGGAUGCAGUCAAAGCCUGUGAGAUCGCCCCUCGUAAAGUCAAGCUUAAAAUCCUCAGAGAAGACCAGCCAGUGAACCCCAAAGCUAAGUGGAAUGCUGAAGCCUUGUAUGGGACUCCUGGAAAUUUCAGAUGUCGCUCUCUCACACAAGAACAGGAUAGUUGCAUCAUGCAAGUGGAGUUCACAAAACCAGAAGGAGGAGGCCUUGGCUUUGCUUUGAUUGGGGGAACCAAUGGCAGCAUGCUCAGAGUGAAGGAAAUCUGCUCUGGUGGAGUAGCUGAGCAGGACGGCCGUCUAAGAGUGAACGGUGUGAUCGUGUCUGGGCUGAGCCACAGUAAGGUGGUGGAUAUCCUGCGUAGAGCUGAAGGCAGUGUACAGCUCACCAUCUGCAGAGACAUCCUGCCCCUGGCCUACUCCGAGUCACCUACACCACCCAACAUGUCUGCUCACACUGAAGCUAUUUUAGCCGAGCAGCCGGCUCCUGUGUCCAGCCCUGAUACCUGUUCCUCCCUUGACGUCAUGCUGAAAAGGCCAGUUGAGCACCCCCCUGUGACUUCAGACCCUCUGGUCAAUGAAGCUGGAGUGUUUGUUACCUCACCACCUCCUCCACCACGCCGACUGACUGUCGUAACAGAUGACACUGAAAUCAUACAGAAUGGUCUGGUCUCACCCCUGCCCCCUGACUCCCCCAGGAAACAAAUUGUGACCAAACUUUUGGACCGGUCCUGCAAAGACAUCCGGAAAACCAAGUCAGACGGCUGGAGCAGCGAAGAAGAAGAUGAUGAUGUGUUUGAUGCCACUGGUCGGGAAAUGACCUCAGCACAAACAGGCCCACCCAUAGUAUCAGAGGAGGAACUGGCCAGUUUAGCUCUCAUUACCCCCGCUACGACCAGCCAGUAUUCAGGCUCCAGGGUCAAAGCUCUCAUCCAGAUUCUGCAGCAUCAGCUGGACCAGCAGGAACUGGUCAAAGAGUUCAUGGCUCUGGAACAUCUGAAGCCCUCUGACAACUGUCUGGUGGGAAAAGCCCCUGAGAACAGAGAUAAGAACCGCUACAGAGACAUCCUACCCUAUGAUGAAACCCGUGUUGCCAUUGGAAACAACCAGGACUACAUCAACGCCAGCUACAUCCGUAUGCAAGUUGGCGAUGAAGAGUUCUUCUACAUUUCCUGUCAGGGCCCUCUGCCUUCCACAGUGCCGGCUUUCUGGCAGAUGAUCUGGGAAAACAAAUCUGAUGUCAUUGCAAUGAUGACCCAGGAAGUAGAACGGGGAAGGAUCAAAUGUCACAAGUACUGGCCAGAGAAGCUGGGCGUGCCUCUGGACUCCGGCAGGUACCAGCUUCACCUGGAGAACCAUCAGUACCUGGAGUACUUCCACAUCAAGGUCAUCCGCAUGGUGGAGGCAGAGACCGGUGAGACACAUUUUGUCCAUCACCUGAAGUUCACACACUGGCCUGACCACAGAGUGCCGAAAAGUUCCGAGCAGCUGGUUCGCUUCAUCCGCUACCUGAGGGCAGUGCACCAUAUGGGACCAGUCACUGUGCACUGCAGCGCCGGCAUCGGACGCACAGGAGUUCUCAUUUGCACUGACGUUCUCCUCUGCCUCAUUCAGAACGAUUUACCUAUUAACGUAAGCAACAUUGUAAAGGAGAUGAGAUACCAGCGGCAUGGGAUGAUCCAAACUAAGGAACAGUACUUCUUCUGCUACAAAGUCUGGUUGGAGGUUUUACAGGGCAUUUUACAGCUUCACGGUAACCAAUGGCAACCGGAAAGCCCCCGAGACCACAAAGUAGUUUGAAUGUCUCCACCUCCAGUUCACCGACCUGUAAAGCACAGACUGUGUAUGAGUACCAUGUGCAGUCUAUCAUAAUACUGGUUAUACCUUUUUCUUCGGCUGUAGUUAUUUUAGUUAGCUAUAAUAGGAAACCUGAACUUUUCUGUUUUGAUACUUUAUGUUGAGGAGGCCUAUUGGUUAGUUACAAUGACUUUAACUUUAAUGUUUUUGUUCUUGUAUGUGCUCUCGGUGCUGUGAUUAUGUCAAUUUAAUUUAGAUCACUGAGGUUGUUUUGCCUUUUCAGGCUUAGUGAUUUGCCUUCUGUCUUUAGCAUUUUUUUUUUUUUAAAUGUGUGUCACUAUUUGAAUGUAUCUCAUUUAUUUUCUCCAUGUCCUUUAAUUUGCAAAUUGCAUUCAUUUGCAACAGUCAUAUUGCAUGGGAUUUAGAAUCUGGUAAUAUUCACAUCUUUUAUCUGGCAGUAAUAUUUCUAACGUCAUUAGCAAAGUGCACAAGUGAACAUAAGAUCAUCAUACCAACGGGAGUAUCUGUUUGUAACCUUGAUGAGUAGCAUUUCAUUAGGCAUUUUGUCAUAAUAUCAUUAAGUGCAUUUGUACCUUGGAGAAAAGGGCAUUAGCAAAAGAACACUAUUGAUUUUUCAGUUCAUCAUCUCUGGAAAUGAAAAGAAUCAAGUGCCUUGGAAUGACUCACACCGCUUGCUCCACAUUGCCCCCGAGCCACUUGUCACAAGCGGUCGGGAACAGAGAGCAUGAAACUGAUUUGAGAGCACCCGGUGGUGGUUACUGUAGAUUGAAUGUGUAGCUUUCAGUCUGUUUGCGGUCUGAGGUGAAUGUUUGAUUGAUCCAAACCAGAGGAGGAUUACAUCUCACCUUUUAGUUCAAAUGUAACUUAGAAACAAUGUGAAGUUUGCACACCGCCUGUCAAUUUAUUGUUUGUGGGCCGAAUUUAUAACAAUGAAAGUCUUACUACACAUAAUCACAACUUGCACAUCCUGAUACAGAUAAAGAAUGAUUCAACAUAACAAAUGUUUGGAUGAAUUCAUAUAUUUUCAAUUCACUGUUUUACAAAAAUUUGAAUGAGGCGUUAACACUAAAUAUUCAGAUUUUUUGUAGAAUGUACAAAACUGAUUUAAAUUGACAAUUUAAAUAGUUAGUUGCUGGGCAUUAAGGUGUAAUUUGUUAUGUAACAACAUCCUUUAUCUGUAUUCCAUAGCUAUUUUAAUACACACUCAGCCAAAAAUGCAAAAAAUAUGAGGUUUACAAAAUUUCCAUUUUGCCACUUUAGCUGUAGCUAUAUGAUGUGUACAUAGCAACAGAGCUGCAUCUCUGAGUCACAGAUCAAAGAUGAUUUAUAGCUGCUGGUUUGAACCUCGAACUUUGGAUGUAACUGCUGUAUGUAACUUCUUUUAGCUGCUAUCACACACACACAAACACACACACACACACACACCAGCUCUCUUAUUGCAUGCAGACUCUUAAAGUACAGACGUCUGAGCCUGGUGUUUGGCUGAAUGAAUUGAACAUGAUCAAAAUGUGGAAUGUAACAAAGCAAUACUCUCCACGAGGAGGGGUGAUCAGAAUGUCAACUUCUUACCUGAUAACAUCUUUCAAACAGUUUGGAGCAUGUUGGUAAGACACAUGCAUUACUCUACUUUUGCCAUGUGGAUGGCUACACAGAGCCAUCAGCCUCUGUACUGUGUAUGCAACAUCUUUUCAUCAAUGCUGGUCAGUUGGUCUCCAGCGAUAGGUUACUCUCUGUUAUGUGCAAGUUCACGUUCUCUUUAAAAUCCUGUUGAUAUGUUUUCUCCCUCAGAUCUUCAGAACAAACAAAAGCACAUUUUGCAUUCAUCUGUGGAAAUGCAUCUUGUACAGUCAAAGCAAGUGCUUAUGCAAUAGCAUUGUGAAAUUGAAUAACCCUUAAUUGCACAACGGCUUAUUUAUGCUAAAUUAAUCUCUUGUCACUGUACCAGCCACUAUGUAACCAAUAACUGAGAACAAUGUAAUACCUCUCUCUUUAAUUAAAAACUAUUGUGAAACUUG